Messenger RNA from Episyrphus balteatus (marmalade hoverfly), 723 nucleotides. RefSeq names its product 39S ribosomal protein L48, mitochondrial (gene mRpL48). NCBI's taxonomy places the organism in Eukaryota, Metazoa, Arthropoda, Insecta, Diptera, Syrphidae. The transcript has 4 exons. Gene Ontology annotation, cellular component: mitochondrial ribosome. The record is from RefSeq and is a predicted model, not a curated record. Bases 121 to 663 code for a protein of 180 amino acids.
ACUUUGAGAGAGAAAAAUGAAAAACAAACACACCUAUCUGUUUUGACAUUUCUAAUUUCUGACACUUGCAUAACCCCCUUUAAUUUUUUUUUUCUAUUUUCCCAAAGAAAACUUUAAAAAAUGUUCAAAAAGAUUAUUCCAUUAACCAGUAGGUUAAUUGCUGGACAAAUGCCAACAGUCCCUUGUCGACUGAGUUCAACCAAAAAAUACAGUCUGUUCGAGCCCGAUUAUUUGGAUUCCCUUAAACCAAAAUACCCUCAAUAUGAAAGUCUUAACGUAUCCAUAAAAGGAUAUGAUUAUCCCAUCUUGGAAUCUUAUCAAAGAUUUCUACAUAGCCUUGCUGAGUACUUAGACUUGGAUGUUUCUGAUUGUUAUGCUCUACCACCUCAACAAUCUAAAAUUCAAAGAUAUCGACCGAAUUCUACGAUAAUCGAUUCUGAAUACAAAUUAACCAUGUAUGAGAGGAAUCUACAAAUCAACGAUGUCGAUGUUCCGAUUUAUCCCGUCUUUCUUCGCAUUGCACAAUCUGCUCUUCCUGAGGGUGUUAAUUUGUCUGUUCAAGAGCAUGAUGAUGAUUGUGAGGAAAGAAGAUAUGUUCCCGAUAAGGACUUGUUAGAACUAAAGGCACAACUUGAAGAAAUGCAGGCUUCAAAGAAAAAGUAGAAUAGUUGAGAAUUAAGAAAAACAAGAAGGUAAAUAAAUUUUAAUAAACAAAAAUAUUCU